Caretta caretta (loggerhead turtle) is the source of this 4442-nucleotide messenger RNA. It is a transcript of the gene SLC35B4, whose product is annotated as solute carrier family 35 member B4. Gene Ontology annotation, molecular function: UDP-N-acetylglucosamine transmembrane transporter activity; UDP-xylose transmembrane transporter activity. Gene Ontology annotation, cellular component: Golgi membrane; endoplasmic reticulum membrane. Lineage: Eukaryota; Metazoa; Chordata; Testudines; Cheloniidae. The record is from RefSeq and is a predicted model, not a curated record. Gene Ontology annotation, biological process: UDP-N-acetylglucosamine transmembrane transport.
CGCAGGGCGGGAUGGCGCCGGGGCCGGCCGGAGGCUCAGCGCGGCCGUGGGAGCGGGGCCCCCAGCCGGUACCAUGCGCCGCGCCUUGGCCGUCGGGCUGGUCUUCAGCGGCUGCUGCAGCAACGUGGUUUUCCUGGAGCUGCUGGCCAGAGAGUUUCCAGGAUGCGGGAACAUAGUGACAUUUGCACAGUUCUUAUUUAUAGCAGUGGAAGGUUUUAUCUUUGAAGCCAACUUUGGAAGGAAGCGGCCAGCCAUCCCAAUAAGAUACUACCUGAUCAUGGUGGCCAUGUUCUUCACAGUCAGCGUAGUGAAUAACUACGCCCUGAAUCUAAACAUAGCCAUGCCACUCCACAUGAUCUUCAGAUCAGGUUCUCUAAUAGCGAGCAUGGUUCUAGGUAUCAUCAUUCUGAAAAAAAGAUACAGUGUGUCUAAAUACACAUCCAUAGCCCUGGUGUCCAUGGGGAUCUUUAUCUGCACUUUAAUGUCUGCAAAGCAAGUGGCUUCUAAAUCCAGCUUAAGUGAAGCGGACGGACUCCAUGUCUUCAUGUGGUGGCUGUUAGGAAUCGUGGCACUGACCUUCGCCCUCCUGAUGUCAGCCAGAAUGGGGAUCUUUCAAGAGACCAUCUACAAACAGUUUGGAAAGCAUUCCAAGGAGGCACUGUUUUACAACCAUGCCCUGCCCCUCCCUGGCUUCCUCCUCCUCGCUCCGGACAUCUACGCCCAUGCUGUUCUCUUCAGCCAGUCUGAGCCAUUCCAAGUCCCGGGGAUCGGGCUGACCUUACCUAUCAUGUGGUUCUACCUCGUCGUGAACGUCAUCACUCAAUAUGUGUGCAUUCGGGGAGUCUUCAUCCUCACCACGGAGUGCACCUCCCUGACCGUCACCCUGGUGGUGACGCUGCGCAAGUUUGUCAGCCUCAUCUUCUCCAUCCUGUACUUCAAGAACCCCUUCACCGCCUGGCACUGGCUGGGCACCCUCUUUGUCUUUGUGGGCACACUGAUGUACACCGAAGUGUGGACCAGCCUGGGGCCUCUGCUGGCCAAACAGAAGAAGGAGGCCAAGAAGGAGUAAAGGACUGUCUCAGAAAGGACUUUUUUUUUUAUGGUUUUCCAGGGCAGAGCACCAGGGACUCCCCUGCAAGAGGGGUCGUUUCUGUAAUACAGAAUAGCUGCUGGCUGCGCCAAGCUGUGGGGAACAUGUAGAGAACGAGUUUAGUGAGUUCGGCUCGCAGCCCCUUUCAUUUUAAAAUGGUCCUUUUAAAAUUUUUAAUACUGUAAAGGUAAGAUGCGUCUGUUAGACGCUGGCCUGGCACUGGCCCCCUGCCUGUGGUGCUGUCGGCCCACCCUCCCUCCCCACCUGUCUGAUUUUACUCUUUGGCUGCUGUCCAUUACCAUUCUCAUUACCUUACUCGCAGCCUGGUGCCGCUAAUGCCCAGCGCAGCGUUGUAAAGUUCAAUCGCAAAGCAUGGAUGCCAAGCCCCGGCUUCUGGGCUGGCUCCCUAGCUGCAGGGGGCAUUCAAAACCGCUGCGGCUACCGACUCUUCCCAAGUCUCCUGCUCCCUCUGUGAAGUCCUCUGCCGUUCUUGGCUCGGUGCACGUGGCUAGGAAGGAUGCAUUCUGCACCGGCGCAGAGCCUGCAACAAGACUCUCCAUUUGGGAUAUCGCGUUGUGGGCUCUUCAGUGAGCCCAGACGUGUGAGAGAGUGUCACUGAGCUGGGAAAGACAUUUAAAAGGUCAGUCACGCUGUUGUCCUGGUCUCCUGCUCCGGACAUACGUAAGAUCAGGGCUUGACUCAGUUUCAUUUUGCAGGUCACCUUUUAAAGCGCAGGUGACAAAUGGCACCAGGGACUCCGUCCUGGUCAGCUGUGUCCAGUUCCCAGGUCGCUUUUCCCAUCCUAAUGGCUAGCGUAGUAAAGCCAGCCCUGAUCCAAAGAACCCAGCUGGACUGGAAGGGUUUUGCAGGCCAAAUUAGAACCCAGUGACUCCUAGCAACCCGAGUCCAGUGGGUUUGUCAAGAUGAGACUGUUUAGAAUUUAGACUAUUCUACUGGAGCACAAGAUGCAAUAGCCAAGAGUGAGCGAGCUGGAGGCUGUCGGCUCUGCGUGGCUAAGAGUAGAGGCUUUGUUUGUGUUCCUGAGUGCAGCUAGGGAACAGAUCUCUUCAAUCAGAAGGUGCCUCUUUUACAUUCCAUUUGCAGAGGAGAACCACCCUGCUGAGUGACAUGCCCAGUGAAAUUACAGGUGUUUCCCCCGAAGGGCUCAGAUGAAGUCAACCAUGUUGAAGGCCUUUGCAUGGUUGAUUGUCCUCUGAAUCCCAUGGUGAAGUUACUGCUCAGGUCUAACAUGGAGCUUUCCCUGUGUUCACCACUCUUUCCCCCUCUGCUGCUGCUGCUUAAGCCUCUGAAUCAACCAGGGGUGGCGCUCUUGUGACAUCAGGUCCAUAAAGAUGGCUUCCACUUAGUGUCCUGCUAAAUGACUUGGCAAGGUCAAGGAGCCAACCUUUCCGAUCCUCGCUUUGAUUUGGGUGUGCCAGUUCUUUGUGCCGUGCCAUUUCUACCCCCCCGUGUGAGGCUUUGGAUUUGCGUAUCCUCCUGUUCGGCUGCAAGUGCACAGACAAGUUCUGUGCAUUGUGGUAGACCUGGCCAGCAGUGUUCAGGAAUGAGCUUGCACAGGGGUUGUAGCAAUAGAGAAUUAAUAGUGGCAGGGUUCUGUAUUGUCCUUUUUAGGAGCAAGGAGGAAAGAUAAAUGUGCAGUAACAAACCCGCAAGUGAGUACACUGCCGGGACUCUGCUAAUGAGUGAAUGUUAAGAGGCAUAAACCAAUCUGAAUACAAAGCCAACACGUUCCCAUAUUAGAUUACAUUUACUGCCCGCAGGCAGCUAGCUGAGCAUCUGGCUAGAAUAAGCCGUGAUAGCAGAAGAGCGAAAGCCAUCAUAAGUAGCUCUGAGGGUGGCAGCCUUUGGCUGUCUCAGCAGAGAACAAGGACUGAAUUAGCCACUGUGAUGACCUUUAGCAGAGGUCCCCAGAGGUCACAGCUGGUGCCUUGUGGGGAAGCUUGCAAUGCCACUUCCUAGAACUGUUCCAUAGCCAGAUUAGCUCCCCAUUUUCAGCUGUCUUGACUUUGAGCAGCUGGUCAAACUAAUUUACAGCUUCCUUCCUUCCUGUGCUAUUGAAAGUGUCUGCUUAUAACACAGACUAAAUGAAAGGGGCAUAAUCAGCCAGCCUAUCCUUUUCACGCUCCACUGUUCCUAACGCUCUUUGAGUUUGACAACAAGACUUGUUCCACUGGCUGCUCCUCUAAUUUGUCAGAGAACAGCACACAAGCAAACACCCCUAUGUUACAAUCAGUGUUCAAGUAGACGGGAAGGGAUUCACUGCCUUUGAAGUUCAUUCUUUCCUGUAACUGUGAAGCCGCCCAUAGCAGGAUGGAGUUGGCAUCUGCUGACUCAGAGCAAUAUCUCUGAGGAGCAAAACUUCCUGCCUUUGGAGUGCCCCAAACGGCACAUGGUUUUCAAAGUAUUUUCUCAGGCAGGGGGAGAAUAAGCCUGCAUGUUCACUGGAAGGUCUAUCCCUCCUUCCCACAAAUAACUUGGUUUAAACCCUGCUUCUGCUCAUCAGCUGGUAUAUACAUACCUUGGGAAAGACUAGCCCAGAAGUAAGAUUUCCACCUUGAUCUUCAUCACGGAGCAGGGGAAAGCUUUUUACACAGACUCAGAGCAGGGAAUGUGUUCAGCACAAGUAGAAUUCAGUGUUAGAGCAGCAGUAAAGCUUGUAGAUCAAAGAGUGAAAAUCUGGCAUGGGGCUGAGACAUGGAGUCAAAUUCAGCACUGGCCUCCACUCCACAUGGAACCCGUUUACACUAGCCGUGAAUGUGACUCAAGUAGUUUGGGUUCACUGUUGCUAGCCAAACAAUAGCUUGGCAAGUGUAAAAGUGAAUGUAAUGUAUUUGUACACAGGCUGCUCUCAUUUAUCAGCUACACUGUAUGUGGUCUCCUGUUUCAUGUGAUGCAGUUUUUUUGCCAUGCUCUGUAUCUGGAUUUUAUUUGAAUGAAAUCACCAGGAUGUUUUUACAUCUAUCUCUGUUUACAAGACAGUCUAGGUGUUGCAGAGUAGUUAUCACCAGACACCAGUAGGGAUGGCUUCCCUCCGGUAUUCUAGUAUCUCUAAGUGAUAGUCUUUAUAAACUCAUGAGAGGCAGAGGGGAAGGAAAAUGGUGAGACAACCUGGACUAUCUAGAGACACUCUGUCAGCUGUCAGUGUCCUCACGGUAGGGGUAGGGGACUUGUUUUUAAAUUGUAUACUUGAAUGACCGACAGUGAUUUAGCGCAUAUGCAAAUAGACACUUGAAAAAGCCCAACCCCAAAGAUCUGAAAUGCUUUCUUAAUGGAAGUAGAGAUUUAGGUUUGAGGUUUUUCUAUUGUUAAAUAAAUCUGCUCCUGACCCUUA